AUGUUACAGCCAAAACACAUAUCACAGACGCUUUCGAGCGUGCUAUCAGCACAAGGGCAGGGCCCAAUUUCUGCAUCGCUCUUGUCUAACAAGGGUCUUCCGUUAUCAACAGUUUCGGUGCCAAACUUGGACAUCUCUUCAGACAAUCUCAAAGUGUUCUCGCUAUUGGCGAUCAAUGCUUUCCACCAACAGGCCAAGGCCAGGAACGCAGAAUUGGACGACUGGACUGUCAUGGAUGUGGAUGGAAACCUCAGGACUAUGGUCAAGCGAUUCUCCACGGAAAAAGGUGUGAAGAACCUGUUGUAUGUGGUGAUCUUCUACCUCAGCAACUACGAGGACGCCAGAGCGAAAGCACAGCUAGACGUGCUUACGAAAACGUUGGAGUCGGAACUACAAGGCUACGUGGCAGCGUAA
This is a messenger RNA of Candidozyma haemuli, 414 nucleotides long. RefSeq lists its product as uncharacterized. Bases 1 to 414 code for a protein of 137 amino acids. The record is from RefSeq and is a predicted model, not a curated record. Gene Ontology annotation, cellular component: Ragulator complex. Gene Ontology annotation, biological process: signal transduction. Lineage: Eukaryota; Fungi; Ascomycota; Pichiomycetes; Serinales; Metschnikowiaceae. The transcript has a single exon.